GCACUUUCUGGCAUAAAAGAUUAAAGAGCUUGUAAAACUACAGUUCCAGGACCCAUCGCAUUGAGCCAUGGCUGUAAAAGGAUAGUUGAAUUGCAUUAAUUCUACAGUAGAGAUGUACUCCCAGUUGAGUAAAUAAAACAACAGACAACAAACAAACAAAGGAAGACCACCUUCAUCCCAUUUCUAAUCUGUUUCUUGUCCAUUUUUUCUAAGGUUGAAAAUUUCCAAAAACAAAUGGAAUCCAUGCCUGACUUUUCGAUGCCUGCGAAUGCCCACAUCACCUCCCUACAUAUCUCCCAUAGAGCUCCAAUGCUUUCCAUGACCACAGGGUCAAUCAAAGCUUAUCAGGAAAUGGAGCUCAGGGUCUAUGGGUCUCGCCCAAGGCCCCCAAAUAAGCACUUCUGUACCUUUAAAAUGAAAGCUGUUUAUGAUGUCAGUAUUUCUAUCGAUGACACCAACGUGAGACUCAGCCUUGAACCUCAAAGACUUAUUGGACUCUCCCUGAUUCGGACUUAUAUUGGAGUAUUUGAUCAUCGGCAUAUGCGUUCUGCAGUGCUGCAGCUCCUAGCCAACACAUAUACACGAUAUGCCAACAUUUUGCUCUCUGCUGGAUUCCCGAUACCAAUGAUGAAAGACCUUGGAGUGAAGAAUGUCGAUGUUGCCUCAGGAGAGAAUGUUCUCCUUCUGAUGGCCUAAUAUUCCAUUGUGAAGCCAAUCCCUCAGAAACAGGACCAGACCUAGAAGAAGACAGAAAGUGCUGCUGGUCCCUCCUGCCCCUGCUUAGGUUGCUUUUAUUGUUCCAGUUCACCUUCUUUUGGCUUUCAUUUUCUGCUCCGUGGAAGAACGAGACAGAGAAGGAGACCCUGGCUUGGAUUCAUCUCCUCUGGACCUCAGUGGGAUAUUUGGUGUCCUUUGCAGGGAGGAGGAAAUCUUGCCAUAAUUUCUACUUCUUUGGUGGGGCAUUAUUUGCACAGAGAUGAGUCUUGUUUCUCCAGGGCUCACUCUAUUUGGUUUCCUUUGCUUGCUUCUCUUACUUUGGUAAUAAAAAAUUCUCCCCUGACUACAAGUUGCCUCCUUUUUUGUGAAACACAACUGAAGUAGAAUUCAAAAUUUAGGGUCUCUUCUAGUGAAGGAGAUGACAGCGUGGGGGUCAGGGUGCAUUCUGGGUGGGUUUCUUCAAGCUCCAUCAAUCAUCUUCUCCAGCACCCUGAUGAAUUGGUUGCAAUCGACUGCCACACCAAUUCCUGUUCAAUGUCAGACUCAAACACAUCUGUAGUCUGAAGUCCAAACAUUUAUUUCAAUAUCUAUAAUAAAUAUUUACAAAGCACAGCAAAAGCCAUUGCUCUGAGCUGGCAUUUCUAUUUAGCCUCUUGCCUUGGCAAGCACCAGCUCAACACACACAGAGAGAUAAGAAACAUAUUCCUCAGUACGAAGGAAGUUCCAACCUCCAAAGGCCGGAAAUCAUGUCUGAUAGGUCAUAGCAGGCUGUCAGUCAAAACUAGCCUGCUGUUAACUGUUUCAUUACUGAAACACACACUCUUGCAAAACAGCAGAAAACACUUGAUUUACAUUUCAUACACAUACAACCAUAAUCC
Messenger RNA from Anolis carolinensis (green anole), 1595 nucleotides. RefSeq lists its product as uncharacterized. Gene Ontology annotation, molecular function: lipid binding. The record is from RefSeq and is a predicted model, not a curated record. NCBI's taxonomy places the organism in Eukaryota, Metazoa, Chordata, Lepidosauria, Squamata, Anolidae. Bases 235 to 696 code for a protein of 153 amino acids. The transcript is spliced from 7 exons.